GUCAGCUUAUGGCCCUACGGUACGUCGCCACUCUCAAUAUGGUAGCUGUUUACCCCAUAUUUCUCCUCCCCUCAGCGCUUCAACUUCCUCGUUAUUUUGAAUAAACUUUAUUGACUACUUUGAAUUUCCUGCCACCCCCACCGGGCUUUUUCCAGCGACUUCUUGGGUCAUCUUUCACAGACUGGAGGCUGGUUUAUCUCAUUCCUCCUUGAUUUGCUUGAGGCUAGCUUUUGCUGGCCCAGCAACAACGCCACCUGCCCGUUUGCCCGGGGCCAUCGGACUAGGCCCCAGCAGCCGUCUCUUGUAGGCUUGAGCGGCCGGACCGUGAGGAGCGCUGUGGAGAAGGCUGCCCUGAAGCACCGUCAGGCUACAAGCACUGCCUGACGAAUCGGGUGGUUGUAGGGGAAGGCGAGCAAGGUUCGCAGCUUUACAGUGACAAUCCCAGAAUUCGCUGCGCGCAGCCUCGGGCCGGAACUGCCCGGAUAGCCUCCGCUUAGCGAAGCACCGUGUUGCCCCGGAGCGAGCCCAGCCGCCGGCGAGUCUCUGGGGCUAAGCUCUGCGGGCGUGAGGAAUCCCUACCGCCUUGGGCAUGAGGAGGUCCCUGUAGGGUUUGGGACCGUGGACAUUCUUGUCAGGUUUGGAGCGUGAAAAGGUUCCUGUCAGACGGGGAGGUACAAAGGUAUCCUCCCAUCGUUCAGUGAGGACGCUUGCUGCCGGCCCUCCACCCCUCUUGACACCACAACCCUGGCCCACCGCAGAACCAUCCAAGGCCCAGUGAAGAUGGCUUCGGUGCCUGUGUAUUGCCUCUGCCGGCUACCUUAUGAUGUGACCCGCUUCAUGAUCGAGUGUGACAUGUGCCAGGACUGGUUUCAUGGCAGUUGUGUUGGUGUUGAAGAAGAGAAGGCUGCUGACAUCGAUCUCUACCACUGCCCCAACUGUGAGGUCUUACAUGGGCCCUCCAUUAUGAAAAAACGCCGUGGAUCUUCAAAAGGGCAUGAUAUCCACAAGGGGAAACCAGUGAAGACUGGGAGCCCCAUGUUCAUUCAAGAACUCAGGAGUAGGACUUUUGACAGCUCAGAUGAAGUGAUUCUGAAACCCACUGGAAGUCAGCUGACUGUGGAAUUCCUGGAAGAGAAUAGCUUCAGUGUGCCUAUCCUUGUUUUGAAGAAGGAUGGUUUGGGGAUGACGCUACCUUCGCCAUCAUUCACUGUGAGGGAUGUGGAACACUAUGUUGGAUCUGACAAAGAAAUUGAUGUGAUUGAUGUGACUCGCCAGGCUGACUGCAAGAUGAAGCUUGGUGAUUUCGUGAGAUACUAUUACAGUGGGAAGAGAGAAAAAGUCCUCAAUGUCAUUAGUUUGGAAUUCUCUGAUACCAGGCUUUCUAACCUGGUGGAGACGCCCAAGAUUGUUCGCAAGCUAUCAUGGGUCGAGAACUUGUGGCCAGAGGAGUGUGUCUUUGAAAGACCCAAUGUACAGAAGUACUGCCUCAUGAGUGUACGGGAUAGUUAUACAGACUUUCACAUUGACUUUGGUGGGACCUCAGUCUGGUACCAUGUGCUCAAGGGUGAGAAGAUCUUCUACCUGAUCCGCCCAACAAAUGCUAAUCUGACUCUCUUUGAGUGCUGGAGCAGUUCCUCUAAUCAGAAUGAGAUGUUCUUUGGUGACCAAGUGGACAAGUGCUACAAGUGUUCUGUGAAGCAAGGACAGACACUUUUCAUUCCUACAGGGUGGAUUCAUGCUGUGCUGACUCCUGUGGACUGUCUAGCCUUUGGAGGGAACUUCUUACACAGCCUUAACAUCGAAAUGCAGCUCAAAGCUUAUGAGAUUGAGAAGCGGCUGAGCACAGCAGACCUCUUCAAGUUCCCCAACUUUGAGACCAUCUGUUGGUAUGUGGGGAAGCACAUCCUGGAUAUCUUUCGAGGUUUGCGAGAGAAUAGGAGGCACCCUGCCUCCUACCUCGUCCAUGGUGGUAAAGCCCUAAACUUGGCCUUUAGAGCCUGGACAAGGAAAGAUGCUCUGCCAGACCACGAAGAUGAGAUUCCAGAGACAGUGCGGACUGUGCAGCUCAUUAAAGAUUUGGCUAGGGAGAUCCGCCUCGUGGAAGACAUCUUCCAACAGAACGUUGGGAAGACGAGCAAUAUCUUUGGGCUUCAGAGGAUCUUCCCAGCUGGCUCCAUCCCCUUAACCAGGCCAGGCCAUUCCACUUCAGUAUCCAUGUCCAGGCUGUCACUGCCAUCCAAAAGUGGUUCAAAGAAGAAAGGCCUGAAGCCCAAGGAAAUCUUCAAGAAGGCAGAGCGAAAGGGCAAGGAGAGUUCAGCCUUGGGGUCUGCUGGCCAGUUGAGCUAUAAUCUCAUGGACCCAUACAGUCAUCAGGCAAUGAAGACAGGCUCUUCCCAGAAAGCAAAGUUCAACAUCACUGGCGCCUGCUUGAAUGACUCAGAUGAUGACUCACCAGACGUGGACGUUGACACAAAUGAGGGCCCAAUGGCCUUGUUGAUGGCUAAUGGCAGUACCAAGAGAAUGAAGAGCUUAUCCAAGUCUCGGAGAGCCAAACUUGCAAAGAAAGCAGAUGAUGCAAAACUGGUAGCAGAACAAGUGAUAGGAGAUGAACUUGAUGUAGAUUCUGAUGAUGAACUGCAGAUUGAUGAGAGAUUGGGAAAGGAGAAGGCAACCCUGAUAAUAAGACCAAAAUUUCCCCGGAAAUUGCCCCGUGCAAAGCCUUGCUCUGACCCCAACCGAAUUCGUGAACCUGGAGAAGUUGAGUUUGACAUUGAGGAGGACUAUACAACAGAUGAGGACAUGGUGGAAGGGGUUGAAGGCAAGCUUGGGAAUGGGAGUGCAGCUGGUGGAAUUCUUGAUCUACUUAAGGCCAGCAGGCAGGUGGGGGGACCUGACUAUGCUGCCCUCACCGAGGCCCCAGCCUCCCCCAGCACUCAAGAGGCCAUCCAAGGCAUGCUGUGCAUGGCCAAUUUACAAUCCUCAUCAUCUUCACCAGCUACCUCCAGCCUGCAGGCCUGGUGGACCGGGGGACAGGACAGAAGUGGUGGGAGCUCCAGCAGUGGACUGGGCACAGUGUCUAACAGUCCUACUUUCCAGCAUACCCCAAGGAAACAGUCCUUGAAGCGACCAGCAUACUGGAAAACAGAGAGUGAAGAGGAGGAGAAUGCCAGUCUGGAUGAACAAGACAGCUUGGGAGCAUGCUUCAAGGAUGCUGAGUAUAUCUACCCAUCUCUGGAGUCUGAUGAUGAUGACCCUGCUUUGAAAUCUCGAACCAAGAAAAAGAAGAAUUCAGACGAUGCUCCCUGGAGUCCUAAAGCCCGUGUGACUCCAACUCUACCCAAGCAGGACCGUCCUGUCCGUGAGGGGACCCGAGUUGCCUCCAUCGAGACAGGUUUGGCUGCUGCAGCUGCAAAGCUAGCCCAGCAGGAACUGCAAAAGGCCCAAAAGAAGAAAUCUAUCAAGAAGAAGCCUUUGCUGAAGGAAGUAGAACAGCCUCGCCCUCAAGACUCCAAUGUCAGUGUGACAAUACCAGCACCAACACCUGCUGCUACAACCCAGCCCCUUACCUCCUCCUCCCCUCUGCCUCCUCCUGAGCCUAAACAAGAGGCUUUGUCUGGAAGUCUUGCUGACCAUGAGUACACUGCUCGUCCCAAUAACUUUGGCAUGGCUCAGGCAAAUCGCAGCACCACACCCAUGGCCCCCGGUGUCUUCUUGACCCAGCGGCGCCCUUCAGUUGGCUCCCAAAGCAGUCAAGCAGGACAAGGAAAGCGUCCUAAAAAGGGCCUGGCCACGGCAAAGCAGAGACUCGGCCGCAUCCUGAAAAUCCACAGAAAUGGCAAGCUACUUCUGUGAGCCGAGUCCCCUUGUGUCCCUCCCUUCACCCCCUUUGCCUUCUUCGUUGUCAACUUUCGGGGCACUCCUGGAUCCUAUCUGCCCCGGACAAGGUGCUGAGGCGCAUUGUCCUGCUUUCUUGGAACUGACCAAAGGCAUGGACUCCCCCCCAACACACCCCAACUCCCUUUCCUACUUCUGUGAGCAUCUUGCCUUCCUUCUACCCGUGAGUGGCAGGUAAAUAGGAGAGGGUUUUAGCUGACUAGAACCUCUUUUCUAUUCCUCCCACUUGUUUCCCUUCUACCUGCCGUGUCUUUUACUCUUGUUUACUCCUCCCCUAUAUGAAAGGCAGGAUGAGGAGAGGCAUGAAGAGAGUGGACCCCUCAAUUUCCUUGGCCAUGAAGUGGGGAAUGGCAGUGCUUAAUAUUUUCUCCAACUCCAACCCUGUCUCUCAAGCCUGUCCACCUUCACCCACUUUUCCCACCCCUUCCAAGAGUGGCUGUUGUUCUUUGGAGAAGGCUAUGGCCUCUUUCCUCUCUUGCCUUUUGGGGGAGAAGGAGGGAAUGAGGAGGGCCCUGAAUCCCCUUACUAUUUCACUGUGGGCCACCUCCAUAGGUGGGAUAGAAAAGCUGACCUUUCUGUCUUUGGGAAGAAAGGCAAUUACUGUCACUUUCCAAGGUGUGUAGAGGACAGGUGCCUAAGCCUUUGGCUAUGGCUCUUGCCCAUCAGAAGAAGCUACUUUUGGCUGGCUACACAUGAAGCCCCUGUGCCAUGGUGAUCUCCAUCCAAGGAUUUGCCUAGAUGUUAAGGUCCUACAGAACAUAAUCCUUAUGGUUUGGAUGGGUUCCAGCAGGUGAAAAACUGAGUGCACCUAGUACUCAAGCAGACUGCUGUGGCUCUAUAGCUUGUUUCCUCCACCUGUACCACAGAGCACAGGCUAGGCCUUUUGGAGAAGAUACAGUGGGACAGUCUAUCCCUGUGUCCUUCAUCAGAACCUCCAUAUUUCUUUUCCACCUAAGGCCUUAGUGUAAGGACGACCUUAGGACUCACUCAAACCUUCACCCCUUGGCCUUUGCACUUCCGGACCACAGGUCACCAUUAAACAGAAUGCAGAUAGGCCACUCAAUUCCAAAUUUAUAAGAGAUGCCCAUCUGUUAGGUAGCAGACCUUCUGAUCCUACUUUCUCUUUCCUUUGUGAUUGUCUACUUUGUCUAAACAGUGUCCCUACCUCCCUCUUGUCUUGCCUCAUUGGCAGUCUCCACUUGAUUGAGAAUGCCCACAAACACAUUUUGGCAUUGCCCAAGUGGAGUGUAUCCUUUUUCACUACCUUUUCAUUCCAACCUCACCCCAGCUUGCCCAGUCCUUCUGGGAAAUUUAACAGCUACCAUGCAGGCCACAGGGAAUUUUUGAGGCACCCUUUACCCUCAUUUUUUCUGUAGCUUGUCCUUUUCUCCAUAGAUCCACCUUGAUUGUCCUUUGGAAUCAAAGGAUUAUUUAGCUCAUUUGCUUUUCUACCUUGGGGACCCCAGAAGCCAAGCAGCCCUCCAUCUAGUCACACCAAAGGCAAAAGGCCUGGCUACCUCCUCCCUAGCAAGUGAGGUCCCUCUUGCCCCUUCCCUCUUUUCUACCCAGCAUUGCUUAUCUUGGGGAUACCAAGGCAGCAAGGGGUAGUGAGAGUAUAGGGCAGGAGAAGCCUCUUGUCCCUGUGUGGGCAGCUGCCUCUGACUAAAGGCUGACUGCUAUCACCAAAACAGGUCCCCAACAGCCCUUUUGCCCAUUAACACCCCCUCUUGAUCUCACAAAGGCAGCUAAUUGCUAGCAACAUCCCCCCCCUCUCAAUUCCAGGCCUCUUUUCCCCUCUGUUUGUUAGUAGUUUCUGUGGAGCUGAAACCCAGGCUCUGGGUUCAUUUAGUUUAGUUGGGUUCUUAGAGUAUCCUGUUUGUUGUUUUGUGUUGUUUCCAAUGAAAAGCAAGUUUACCCUCAGAGUUAUGCUUUUCCAAAGAGGCUAGUGUGGGUUUUUGUUGUUGUUGUUGUUGUUCUUUAAUGUUUCAGGUUCUAAGUGAACUGAGCUGGGGAGGGGUUGGGAGUAACCAAGGUUUAGAACAUGAUGAGAUAGUUACCUCUGAUCUGCAAUUCCAAGCAGAGAGUGGGGUGGGGGUGGGGGAUGGGAUAGGGUGCAGAAAGAGAGGAUUUCUAGUCACCUUUAAUAUAUUUUUACAAAGCAAACAAUUUAAAAACAAACCCACCGCUUCUGUACAUUGUCUAAAUAUAUUUUUAGAAGUGGGUAGUAUUGUGAAUUUCUGAUGCAGGGCCUUUUUAUAAAUAAGUUGGAGUGGUAUCAUCCAGGUUUCUCUAUUGUUUUUCCCUUGUUUUUUUCUUAUGUUGUGUUACUAAUGUAAUUUAUAUUUUUUUUAGAUCCUUCCUUUCCUAUAGAGAUAAAAGUGAUUUAUCUUG
Jaculus jaculus (lesser Egyptian jerboa) is the source of this 6285-nucleotide messenger RNA. RefSeq names its product PHD finger protein 8 (gene Phf8). Gene Ontology annotation, biological process: protein demethylation; regulation of transcription by RNA polymerase II. The transcript is spliced from 22 exons. Lineage: Eukaryota; Metazoa; Chordata; Mammalia; Rodentia; Dipodidae. The record is from RefSeq and is a predicted model, not a curated record. Gene Ontology annotation, molecular function: histone demethylase activity; transcription coregulator activity. The coding region runs from base 781 to 3852 and encodes 1023 amino acids.